This is a messenger RNA of Seriola dumerili (greater amberjack), 1290 nucleotides long. RefSeq names its product bone morphogenetic protein 7-like. Lineage: Eukaryota; Metazoa; Chordata; Actinopteri; Carangiformes; Carangidae. The record is from RefSeq and is a predicted model, not a curated record. Gene Ontology annotation, biological process: SMAD protein signal transduction. Bases 103 to 1290 code for a protein of 395 amino acids. Gene Ontology annotation, molecular function: cytokine activity; growth factor activity. The transcript has 8 exons. Gene Ontology annotation, cellular component: extracellular region.
CGCUUGGAGGCAGUGCAUGACAAAAAGUGACUUAACUGUUCUGUGGAAAGCAGCGGGGGAGUGUGUGAAGCUGCAUUCAGGGUCGCCUUCUCCAACUUUUCCAUGGACAACGAGGUGCGCUCCAGCUUCAUCCAGCGGCGGCUGCGGAGCCAGGAGCGCAGGGACAUGCAGCGGGAGAUUCUCUCCAUCCUGGGGCUACCGCAACGUCCGCGGCCGCACUUCCACACCAAACACAACGCUGCCCCGAUGUUCAUGCUGGACCUGUACAACACUAUCUCCACGGACACAGGGCCACAGGGAUAUUCUUAUUACAAGCCCGUUUUACCGACCCAGGCCUCCCCCAUGGUGACCCCUCAAGACAGCCGCUUCCUAGAUGACGCAGAUAUGGUGAUGAGCUUUGUCAACCUCGUUGAUCAGGAUCAGGAUCUUCUCUACCAGCAGCACCGAAGGGAAUUUCGUUUUGACCUUUCACGUAUUCCAGAGGGAGAGGCCGUCACCGCAGCAGAGUUCAGGAUUUACACGGAUUUCAUCCAGGAACGCUACGAGAAUGAGACAUUCAGAGUCAGCGUCUACCAGGUCCUGCAGGAGCCUCCAAAUAGUGAAGUGGAGCUGUUGCUGCUGGACCAGCGAGAGGUUUGGGCUGCAGAGGAGGGCUGGCUGGUUUUUGACCUGACCACCACCAGUAACCUCUGGCUGGUCAACCCCGAGCAGAACCUUGGACUGCACCUGGUCUUGGAGGACAGCCACGGACAGAGGAGGAAUCCCCGACUGGCGGGGCUGGUGACGGGGAGUGGGCCCCAGGACAAACAGCCCUUCAUGGUUGUCUUCUUCAAAGCCAGUGAGGUGCAUUUCCGCAGCAUCCGCUCUGCCCAUGGCCACAAAGGUCGCCAGUCUAAUCGCUCCAAACCUCAGAGGACUGUUCAGGAUACACUAAAGGCAGUGGAGGCUGCAACAGAUAACCUUGGCAUGUCUAAAGAGGGAUGUAAAAAACAUGAGCUCUAUGUCAGUUUCAGAGAUUUGGGAUGGCAGGACUGGAUCAUAGCACCAGAGGGGUACGCAGCAUACUACUGUGAAGGGGAAUGUGCUUUCCCUCUCAACUCCUACAUGAAUGCCACUAAUCACGCUAUUGUGCAAACUCUGGUACACUUUAUCAACCCGGAGACGGUGCCCAAGCCCUGCUGUGCCCCAACGCAGCUCCAUGGCAUCUCGGUGCUCUACUUCGACGACAGCUCCAACGUCAUUCUCAAGAAGUACCGUAACAUGGUGGUCAGGGCCUGCGGCUGUCACUGA